Medioppia subpectinata is the source of this 1741-nucleotide messenger RNA. The record is from the annotation of a GenBank genome assembly. NCBI's taxonomy places the organism in Eukaryota, Metazoa, Arthropoda, Arachnida, Sarcoptiformes, Oppiidae.
GCUCAUAUUAACUUACUUAAAUAUGUGCACACAAUUAUACAUAGCUUUAGCCGUGUGUUGGCUAACGGCCGGCGCUUACGGCACCUGUACUUACAAACUGAGAACUGAGUUCACGGGCGCCACACAAGCGGAGUUUGAUUUGAGCGGUGAGACCGGCGACUGGGCUAUCGAUAUGGUGUUUGACGCUAAAGUUAUGCUCAAGAUAAUGAGCGGCGGGACAGUGAAAAGUGCCAGCGCUGACGAGCUUAAAUUCACCAUAGGUGGCGAGCAGUUAAAACCUGGUGAAACACACACAGUUUCCUACGAGGCCAGAUACGAUGGAAAUCCGGGAGCUAAUCUUAUCGGCGCCACAUUUAAAGGCAAAGCCAUCGAUAUUGGGCCGGUAUCCACUGUAUGGCCAGUCACUAUAGUGCCGGACGGAGAGCCGGGUCAUUACAACUACGGGGCUGUGAUUCACGCCUCUCUACUCUUCUAUGAGGCCCAGAGAUCCGGGAAAUUACCCACAGAUAAGAGGAUUCACUGGAGGGGAGACUCUAUGCUCGACGACGGCAAAGACGUUGGCAAGGAUUUGACCGGCGGUUACUUCGAUGCCGGUGAUUUAGUGAAGUUUGGUUUCCCAAUGGCCGCCUCUAUGACACUACUGGCGUGGGGUGUCGUCGACUAUGCGGACGCCUACCAAAAGGCCGGCGAAUUAGAUAAUGCGCUGAAGGCUAUCAAAUGGGGCACCGAUUACUUCAUUAAAUGCCACACGAGUGACACAGAGUUUUACGGACAGGUGGGUAAUGGCGAAGAGGAUCACGCGGUGUGGGGCCGACCCGAGGAAUGGCCUAAGAGUAAAGUAAGGCCCGCGUAUAAAGUAACGACAGCUCACGGAGGCACCGAUUUGUUGGGCGAGACGUCGGCAGCUCUGGCCGCGGCCUCCAUGGCCUUCAAUGCAACGGAUCCCAACUAUUCGGUCACACUUUUAACUCACGCCAAGUCUUUGUAUACAUUUGCGGACAAACAUCGGAGCACUUAUACGGCAGAGAUCACCGACGCUCAAAACUUUUACAAAUCGUGGUCGGGUUUUGGCGACGAGUUGGCCUGGGCUGCCACGUGGCUGCUCAGGGCUACCAAUGAUAGCCAGUAUAGAUCGGAAAUUGAUAAACAUUUCAACGAGUUUAGCGUUCAGUUGACGGGAAGGCCCACACAGUUUGGUUGGGACGAUAAGACCGCUGGGGUUCAGGUUCUGGCGGCCGAAGUGACCGGCGAUCAAAAGUAUAAGACUUUGGCCAAGAAUUUCUGCGAUUGGGUCGUCUAUACGGCGCCUAAAACACCAAAAGGUAUGGUUUACAUCGAUCAAUGGGGAACACUUAGACACGCCUCUAAUGUUGCCUUCGUUUGUCUUCAGGCGGCAAAAGUGGGCAUAAAUCCGGAAGUUUACAAAAGGUUUGCCAAAUCGCAAAUAGGGUACGCGUUGGGCGACACCGGCCGGAGCUUUGUGGUGGGCGUAGGUGUCAACCCUCCCACACGACCCCAUCACCGAUCGUCUUCGUGUCCUAAUGAGCCGGUCAUAUGCGACUACUCUGCGAUGUCAAACCCGGGCCCCAAUCCGCAGAUACUGACGGGCGCACUGGUGGGCGGGCCCGACAAGAAUGACGGCUACGCCGAUAAACGCGACGAUUUCGUGCACAACGAGGUGGCCAUGGAUUAUAACGCCGGCUUUCAGGGCGCUCUCGCAGCUCUACUUCACCUCAACCCA